AGUGGACGUGGACGAGUGCUCAGAGGGCACGGAUGACUGCCACAUCGACGCCAUCUGCCAGAACACGCCCAAGUCCUACAAGUGCCUGUGCAAGCCAGGUUACAAGGGGGAAGGCAGGCAGUGUGAAGACAUUGACGAGUGUGAGAAUGACUACUUCAACGGGGGCUGUGUCCAUGAGUGCAUCAACAUCCCAGGGAACUACAGGUGCACCUGCUUUGAUGGCUUCAUGUUGGCACACGACGGACACAACUGCCUGGAUGUGGACGAGUGUCAGGACAACAACGGGGGCUGCCAGCAGAUCUGCGUCAAUGCCAUGGGCAGCUACGAGUGUCAGUGCCACAGCGGCUUUUUCCUCAGUGACAACCAGCACACCUGCAUCCACCGCUCCAAUGAGGGCAUGAACUGCAUGAACAAAGACCAUGGCUGUGCCCACAUCUGCCGGGAGACGCCCAAAGGUGGGGUGGCCUGCGACUGCAGGCCCGGCUUUGACCUUGCCCAAAACCAGAAGGACUGCACACUAACCUGUAACCAUGGGAACGGAGGCUGUCAGCACAGCUGCGAGGACACAGACACGGGCCCCACGUGCGGCUGCCACCAGAAGUACGCCCUCCACGCAGACGGUCAUACGUGCGUCGAGACGUGUGCUGUCAAUAACGGAGGCUGCGACCGGACAUGCAAGGACACAGCCACUGGCGUGCGCUGCAGCUGCCCGGUAGGAUUCACGCUGCAGCCAGACGGGAAGACGUGCAAAGACGUGGACGAGUGCAGCAUGAACAGCGGGAGCUGCGACCAGGGCUGCGUCAACACCAAGGGCAGCUACGAGUGCGUCUGCCCCCCAGGGAGGCGGCUGCACUGGAACCGCAAGGACUGUGUGGAGACGGGCAAGUGCCUUUCACGGGCUAAAGCCUCGCCCCGGGCCCAGCUGUCCUGCAGCAAGGCGGGUGGCGUGGAGAACUGCCUCUUCUCCUGCCCGGCCCACACACUCUUCAUGCCAGACUCGGAGAACAGCUACAUCCUGAGCUGCGGUGUUCCAGGGCUCCAGGGCAAGACGCCGCAGAAGCGCAAUGGCACCACCUCCAGCUCCGAGCCCAGCUGCUCAGAUGCCCCAGCAGCGCCCCCCAUCAAGCAGAAGGCCCGCUUCAAGAUCAGAGAUGCCAAGUGCCACCUCUGGCCACGCAGCCACGAGCGAGCAAAGGAGGUGCCACGGCAGCCACUGCUGGACAACUGCGACGUGACUUUCAUGACCCUCAAGUGUGACUCCUCCAAGAAGAGACGUCGUGGCCGCAAGUCCCUGUCCAAGGAGGUGUCCCACAUCACAGCAGAGUUCGAGGUGGAAGUGAAGAUGGAGGAGGCCUCAGACAGCUGUAAGGUGGACUGCAUGCGGAAGCGAGCAGAGCAGAGCUUGCAGGCUGCCAUCAAGACCCUGCGGAAAUCCAUCAACCGGCAGCAGUUCUACGUCCAGGUCUCGGGCACUGAGUACGAGGUGGCCCAGCGGCCGGCCAAGACCAUGGAGGGGCAGGGGACAUGCAGCACAGGCCAGGUGCCACAGGAUGGCAAGUGUGUGAGCUGUGGCCCUGGCACCUACUUCAGCGGUGAGCACAGCAAGUGUGUGCCCUGCACGCCGGGGACCUACCAGGACAUGGACGGCCAGCUCAGCUGCACGCCGUGCCCCAGCAGUGACGGGCUCAGCCUGGCAGGUGCCCACAACGUGUCCGAGUGUGGAGGCCAGUGCUCUGCCGGCUUCUUCUCCACCGACGGCUUCAAGCCCUGCCAGGCCUGCCCCCUGGGCACAUACCAGCCCGAGCCGGGGCGCACCGGCUGCUUCCCCUGCGGAGGGGGGCUGCUCACCAAGCUCGAGGGUGCCACCUCCUUCCAGGACUGUGAGACCAGAGUGCACUGCUCACCUGGCCACCAGUACAACACCAGCAGCCACCGCUGCAUCCGCUGCCCUGUCGGCACCUACCAGCCCGAGUUUGGCCAGAACCACUGCAUCGCCUGUCCCGGCAACACCAGCACCGACUUCGACGGCUCCACCAACGUCACACACUGCAAAAACCAGCACUGCGGGGGCGAGCUUGGCGACUACACGGGCUACAUCGAGUCCCCCAACUACCCUGGUGACUACCCGGCCAAUGCUGAGUGUGUGUGGCACAUCGCACCGCCCCCCAAGCGCAGGAUCCUCAUCGUGGUCCCCGAGAUCUUCCUGCCCAUCGAGGAUGAGUGCGGCGACGUGCUGGUCAUGAGGAAGAGCGCCUCCCCGACGUCUAUCACCACCUACGAGACCUGCCAGACAUACGAGAGGCCCAUCGCCUUCACCUCCCGCUCCCGAAAGCUCUGGAUCCAGUUCAAAUCCAACGAAGGCAACAGUGGCAAAGGGUUCCAAGUGCCCUACGUCACCUACGACGAGGAUUACCAGCAACUGAUAGAAGACAUUGUUCGUGACGGACGGUUAUACGCCUCAGAGAAUCACCAGGAAAUUUUGAAGGACAAGAAGCUGAUCAAGGCCCUCUUUGAUGUGCUGGCGCACCCCCAGAACUACUUCAAGUACACGGCCCAGGAGUCCAAGGAGAUGUUCCCUCGGUCCUUCAUCAAACUGCUCCGUUCCAAAGUGUCCCGGUUCCUGCGGCCCUACAAAUAA
This is a messenger RNA of Trichechus manatus latirostris (Florida manatee), 2638 nucleotides long. It is a transcript of the gene SCUBE1, whose product is annotated as signal peptide, CUB domain and EGF like domain containing 1. The coding region runs from base 227 to 2638 and encodes 803 amino acids. Lineage: Eukaryota; Metazoa; Chordata; Mammalia; Sirenia; Trichechidae. The record is from RefSeq and is a predicted model, not a curated record. Gene Ontology annotation, cellular component: cell surface. Gene Ontology annotation, biological process: signal transduction. Gene Ontology annotation, molecular function: calcium ion binding. The transcript has 19 exons.